Molecule: messenger RNA, 2244 nt
Organism: Acromyrmex echinatior (Panamanian leafcutter ant)
Lineage: Eukaryota; Metazoa; Arthropoda; Insecta; Hymenoptera; Formicidae
Gene: Rilpl
Product: Rab interacting lysosomal protein like
Biological process (GO): cilium assembly
Cellular component (GO): ciliary basal body; cytoplasm
Molecular function (GO): small GTPase binding; protein dimerization activity; dynein light intermediate chain binding
Source: RefSeq, a predicted model, not a curated record
AUAAUCUCAAUCAUCUGCUCCGCCGUAACUUCUGUGUGUGCGACCGGAAUUUAAACAUGACGUUUUGAUAGAAUUGCUAUGACAUCACCGGAGUCCGUUGCACUUCCCGGGCUGAUAUUCGAUCUAAGAAACGACGAGUGCAUAAUGCGAACGUCCGUCGAUGCGUGAUUGCGGAUUCUGUCGUUUUGACAAUUAACGCCACACCUAAGUCACGCAAUUUAUUUAUCACAAACCUACAGGCACGUAUAUAUAUCUGUGGCGUACGCACUAGAAUAUUUCGUGUAGCUUGGCUGUGAUUAUCUGUAACUUUGUUCUGUAUGUAUGCGAUUCUCCAUCGGAGAUCGCACAAUCAAGUGUAUAGAAACAUUAGAAACGUAGAAAGACGAUAAUCUUCGGGCGAAACGUCUUUAUGAGAUCUCCUUCUCCUAACAUUCAGCAGAUUUACGCGUAGAGCGUGCUGCGGCAAAAAGUUGUAUUCAUGCCGUUUUGUCUGAGAGGUAACGCAACUUGCAAAAUGGAAGAAUAUUCUGUUGCAUCUGAUGUGUCAGUAGUGGACGUGUACGAUAUUGCAUCGGAGAUAGGGAAGGAAUGCGAGAAGCUCAUAGAUCUGUUUGGGGUGGAGUCGGUGACCAAUUUAAUGCCAAAGGUGAUAAACGCUUUAGAGCUACUUGAGAAUCUUGCUACUAAGAAUGAGCGUGAAAAUACUAUGGUGCAAGAGCUGAGUGCUAAGAUUUCUCAGCUUGAGAGCGAUAAGAUUGGAAAGGCUGAAGAUAGGCAACGAUUUGAAAAGGAAUUGGAACAAAUUGAGGAACACUGGAGACAAGAAUCACGCGAUUUAGUAGCAAUGGUUACUAGAUUACAAGAAGAAAACAGACGAUUAGCCGAAUCUCUACAUGAAUCACGUAGUGAUAGUCAGUACAGCAGUAAACAAACAACUAUCACAGCUAGUCAGGAGGUUGAUAUAGCAGUUCUACAACAUUUGAGGUCUAUGAUAGAUAAACAACGAGAGCAGAUCCGUGCUAGAGAUCGAGAAUUGUCACAAAAAACCGCAGAAAUUGAAAAUUUGAGUGCACAAGUGGAGAAACUUACCGUACUGGGACGGGAAUUGAAACGUAAACAACGACAAGCGCAAAUGCAAGCUCGAGGUUUAGUAGAAGAAAGAGCUGACUUUUUAGCACAACUGCAGGAUCAGAAUCGGGAACUUAUAAAUCUUCGGGGACGGCUUGGCAUGGCUAAGAAAGAAAAUGAGGAUUUGAGUAAAUUACAAGGCUGUCCUGAUUUGACGAACAAAGCAAUUUAUGACCUGGAUGAUCCUGAUAGGCCCAGAUUCACGACUGCCGAACUAAAAGAAAUUUUACACGAGCGAAAUGAAUUGAAAGCAAGAGUUUCGGAUCUCGAAGACGAACUAGAAUUAUAUAGACCAAAACCUGAAAUUCCUGAGGAUGACAAAGAUGCACCCGUGCAGGGGCCGCUUCCUUAUGAACCAGAUGAUGCACCAUGGAAAAAAUCCUCUGAAUCUGGAAUUCGUAAAUUCUUCCGAAAAAUAUUCUCUGAGUCUAGCAGCAGCUUUCUCGGAGGUAGUAGUCCCAGACGAAGUCUUUCUAGUCUUUCAAAAAUGGCCCUAUCUGGUAACAGUACCUGUGAUACAUCUAUAUAAUGCUUUUUUAAAAAUGCGUUGGAUAAUUUUAAGUAAUUAGAACUUGUCGAGGACGACAACCAAGGAUGACGUGGCUUAGGACUAGACUUUUUAUUUACGUAACCACAUUCUCUGACUGCUCGAUAUACAUACAAUUUUACAUCAGAUAUUUUAAUGUAGAGAUAGCAAUUCCUGUAAGAAAGAUAGUUGAUAUUGUUGAGACCUGGUUCAUAAUAGAUAGAUGUGCAUGCAAUGAGCGAAUAGAGGAAAUAUUAGAUUUGUAUAAACCUAUAAUACAACAGAAGAAACCUGUAUGCAUGUACAUAAUUGUAUAGAUGUAAAAAAAAAGACAAUGUGUAUUUAGCUGCACGACCUUAGUACAUCAUAACAUUUCUCAUUUUUUCCGUUUACUCCCCUUUAGAUGUUGAAUUCAUUGAAAUUAAUAGAUACGUAGGAUAUUCGUAAUGUAUGUAAGAAAAAGAUAGUGAUCAAAUAGAAAAAAAUAUUCCAGUUUUUUCAAACUUACUAGGUGCGUGUAGUUUUAAAUGUACAUUGAUGAGGUUCUAAUUGUGUCUAAUGUGAAACAGGUCUCGUUUUUCUAUAUAUAU